GCCGGUUGCUAGGCUGAGCGGGGCCUAGGCCGCGGCGUGUCCGGGGCGCCAUGGCCGCCUCCCCGUCCCCGGCGGCGGGUCCCCCGGACGGACUGUGCGUGCUGUGCUGUGGGGAGCUGGAGGUGGUGGCGCUGGGCCGCUGCGACCACCCGAUCUGCUACCGCUGCUCGGUGCGGAUGCGGGCGCUGUGCGGGGUGCGGUACUGCGCGGUGUGCCGGGAGGAGCUGGGCCAGGUGGUCUUUGGAAGGAAGCUUGCAUCCUUCUCAGCAAUACCAAUCAAUCAGCUGCAGCAUGAGAAGAAAUAUGACAUCUACUUUACUGAUGGAAAAGUUUUUGCACUGUAUAGGAAGCUACUGCAGCAUGAAUGCCCUCUGUGUCCAGAUGUGCGGCCAUUCAACACCAUUGUGGACUUGGAACAGCACAUGAGAAAACAGCAUGAGCUCUUCUGUUGUAAACUGUGUGUUAAACACCUGAAGAUCUUUACACAUGAACGUAAGUGGUAUUCCCGCAAAGACCUCGCUCGACAUCGAAUACAUGGGGACCCAGACGACACAUCUCAUCGUGGGCAUCCACUUUGUAAAUUCUGUGAUGAGCGUUAUUUAGACAACGACGAGUUAUUGAAACACUUGAGACGAGAUCACUAUUUCUGCCACUUUUGUGAUUCAGAUGGUGCUCAGGAAUAUUACAGCGAUUACGAAUACCUUCGCGAACACUUCCGUGAAAAGCAUUUCCUUUGUGAAGAGGGACAGUGCAGUACAGAACAGUUCACUCAUGCUUUCCGUACAGAAAUAGAUUACAAAGCACACAAAACAGCCUGCCACAGCAAAAACAGGGCCGAGGCCAGACAGAACCGACAGAUUGAUCUUCAGUUCAACUAUGCUCCCAGGCACCAACGGAGGAAUGAGAGUGUUGUAGGUGGAGAGGACUAUGAAGAAGUUGACAGAUAUAACAGACAAGGACGACCAGGGAGAUCGGGACUCCGAGGAGGGCAGCAAAACAGAAGAGGGAGCUGGAGAUAUAAGAGGGAAGAAGAGGACCGAGAUAUUGCAGCAGCAGUCAGGGCAUCAGUAGCAGCAAAACGGCAAGAAGAAAAGAAACAAGUCGAGGAUAAAGAGGAUAGCAGUCGAGGUAAAAAAGAAGAAUUGAGGGAUCCAGACGUGUCCAACACUAAACGAGUGCCAAAGCCUUCAAAUGAAGCCACAGUUCCAAAAGAAGCAGCUGCUAAUGGUGCUUUAAGCCAAGAUGACUUUCCAGCGAUUGGCUCAGCUGCAGGGCCCCUACAAUGCUCUGCUCAGCCAGCAUCAGUUAAGCUGAAGGAAGAGGAUUUCCCAAGCCUUUCCUCCUCUGCAGCACCCACCAUCGCUUCCGGGGUGUCCUUAACAUACACAGUUGCUGCCAAGAAAACAGCCUUUCAAGAGGAGGACUUUCCGGCUCUGGUGUCCAAAAUGAGGCCUAAUGCUAGAACAGUGUCUAACAUCACAUCUGCAUGGAGCAACAGUUCCAAUAAAAGCGCAGUUAAAGCCGUCACUUCCCUCAGCGUCAGUUCAAACCAUCUGGCCAAAAAAACAGCCCCCUCGAACAGCAAUAAAGGAAGCAGGAAGAGCGGUAAACCCUCCCUGUCAGAUGACGAAGACAGUAGCAGUGGCCUGACGACCCAGGAGAUCAGAAAUACACCGACAAUGUUUGAUGUAUCCUCCUUGCUGGCAGCUUCCACCUCACAGACUUUUACUAAAGUGAGCAAGAAAAAGAAGAUGGGAGUUGAGAAGCAAAGAGCAUCAUCCCCCCAGCAGCCAGAGGAGACCUUGCCUCCUGCAUCAGCUUUGGAAAAACUGGUAGAAGCUGAGCAGAUGCCAAGUGCCCCUGCAAAUCUUCACCUCCUCGACAGAUCCGCAGCUGUCAUGAAUGGUGACUUGGAAAAAUCAGUAGCAAUUUGUAGUGCAUCCAAAGAGCCACCUGGCCUUAAAAAGCCUCCAGGGACUAACCAAUGCCCUUUAUCUCAGGAAGACUUCCCAGCACUCGGGAGCUCGGGACCAUCUAGAAUGCCACCACCAGGCUUUAUCUCUGUGGCGCUAUUAAAGAGUCCCCCUCUACCUCCGGGGCUGUCAGUGCCUGUUAGUAAACCACCUCCAGGUUUUACUGUUAUUCCAUCCACCAAUGUCUCUGAUCCUGUCACUACAUCUCAGAACGAGCCAAAACCCUGUCGAGGAUCUUACCUGAUACCCGAACAUUUUCAACAAAGGAACAUUCAGUUAAUACAGUCUAUAAAGGACUUUCUUCAAAGUGAUGAGUCUAGAUUCAAUAAAUUUAAAACUCAUUCUGGACAGUUCAGACAGGGGCUAAUUUCUGCGGCAGAAUAUUACCAAAGCUGCCGAGAGCUGCUUGGAGAGAACUUCAUGAAAAUCUUUAAUGAGUUAUUGGUGUUGUUGCCAGACGCAGCUAAGCAGCAGGAACUGCUUUCUGCUCACAAUGACUUCAGAAUCAAGGAGAAACAAGGCUCAAACAAACCCAAAAAGAACAAAAAGAAUGUCUGGCAAGUGGACUCUGCUUCUGCCCUGGACUGCUGCAUCUGCCCGACGUGUCAGCAAGUGCUGACUCAGCAGGACAUAGCCUCUCACAAAGCUUUGCAUAUUGAGGAUGAAGAAUUCCCUUCCUUACAAGCAAUCAGCAGAAUCAUCACUUAGCUUUCACAAAGACCAAUAAAAUAGUCUCAAUUUUAAACGUGCACUUUUUGGAAUGAGGUUUGACAGUGUAGUGCAGCCAACUGUGAGGGUCAGUUGAGUAGUCUUAUGCAGGUUAGCAUUGGGAGGUUCAGUGCAGCCCUGCUUAAAAGUGCUGUGUAAAGGGAUCACUGGACUACACCUGUAUCUAAUUAACACCCAAAAUGUUAGCUUUGUAAACACCUGAUUAGAAACAUGCUAACUUUGCAGGACGCUACAGUUAAAAGGUGGAAAUCUAUCAUUGCUAUUGGUGGAAACAGCUCUACAGUGGUUUCCUUAAUAUUCUGGUUACAGCUAAUAUUCUAUUUUUGUGGCCACAAAGAGAGGGAGGUAAUUGGUGCAGAGUUAGGAAGAGAGAUGGAAGCUGCGACAUUGGUGAAUAAGACCAUUAAAAUGUAUGCUGUAAACACCUCGCCGUUUAUAUAGCAAAGAAUAUUCCUGGCUGAAAGCUAAAAUACUACUACUACUACUACUACUUGAAUUGGACUGAUCUUUCUCUGUGGUUAGUUGAACCUGGAAUUUGAAGUUGCCUCUGACUUUCUAUGUAAUCGUGUUCUUUAAAGAAACUUAUUUUGUAGGACUGCAUGUAGUAAAGUAGUGUUCAAAGCUUUAUUCUCUUCAAAGGGCAUUUGGUUCACCAUAAUUUUAUUUAACAACUGCCAUGUUUGAUUUCUUGGAUGUGUUACUUGUGUUAGCACAAAACAGACAGCAAAUUGGAACAGGAAAUGCUACUGGUCGCUGAGCAUUCUGUUGCUCUGCAGUGCCUUUAAGUGCAUUUAUCUGUUGACAGUGGUCUGCACUGAAGAGGACAAGAUGUUAAGAACUGUAGGAGUGUUUUACUUCCUGGGACU
Gopherus flavomarginatus (Mexican gopher tortoise) is the source of this 3568-nucleotide messenger RNA. RefSeq names its product zinc finger protein 598, E3 ubiquitin ligase (gene ZNF598). Bases 51 to 2681 code for a protein of 876 amino acids. The transcript is spliced from 12 exons. Gene Ontology annotation, molecular function: ribosome binding; ubiquitin protein ligase activity. NCBI's taxonomy places the organism in Eukaryota, Metazoa, Chordata, Testudines, Testudinidae. Gene Ontology annotation, biological process: rescue of stalled cytosolic ribosome; protein ubiquitination. The record is from RefSeq and is a predicted model, not a curated record.